CUAUAAUUUUUAGUUUUUGUGAUCAUGAGUUAAUGAGUUCAUGGCUGAUUAAGACAUAAAAGCACAGCUGUUGUCACAGUUGUGAUUGAUUUGGUUUUAGUUUGUCAGUUCAUCAAGGUGCCCAUGCGUACGGUGAUUACCAAGGAAAAGUCUAGAUUUUCAGAGUUCUCACACAGGAAGUGCUUGUUAUAAACCCGCACCAUGGCCCAGGGGGCAACAGAUGCGAUAAACUUUGUUAAGGAAGAGGAAGCAGUCUUGAAGCUGUGGAAAGAAAUCGAUGCUUUCCAGACUUCUUUGAAGCUCUCUAAAGGCAAACCAAAAUACUCCUUCUACGACGGCCCCCCUUUUGCCACGGGCCUCCCUCACUAUGGCCACAUUCUGGCCGGCACCCUGAAGGACGUGGUCACGAGGUGGGCCCACCAGAGCGGCUUCCACGUGGAGCGGAGGUUUGGCUGGGAUUGCCACGGUUUGCCCGUGGAAUAUGAGAUUGACAAAACCCUGGGCAUCAAGGGCCCCGAGGAUGUUGCAAAGAUGGGGAUCAAAGCCUACAACGAUGAAUGUCGCAAGAUUGUUCAGCGCUACAGCCAGGACUGGAAAGACAUAAUGAGCAGGCUAGCCAGGUGGAUCGACUUUGACAACGACUACCGGACGAUGUACCCGUCCUUCAUGGAGACCAUUUGGUGGGUGUUCAAGCAGCUCUAUAACAAGGGACUGGUCUACAAAGGCUAUAAGGUGAUGCCUUUCUCGACGGCUUGCAACACUCCUCUGUCGAAUUUUGAGUCUGGGCAGAACUACAAGGAGGUGGUGGAUCCUGCAGUGAUCGUGUCGUUCCCCCUGGAGGAAGACCCCAAAGUGUCCAUCAUCGCCUGGACGACCACUCCCUGGACACUGCCCAGUAACCUGGCCCUCUGUGUCCACCCGGACCUCAGCUAUGUCAAAGUCAAAGACAAAUCGACAAAGAAGGUUUACAUCAUGAUGGAGGCGCGGCUCCCUGCCCUGUUCAAGACAGAAGAGGAAUACAUGGUCAUGGAAAAAUUCCCAGGGAAGACUUUGGGAGGCAAGAAGUACACCCCACUUUUUGAGUACUUUAAAGAGUUCCGAGAGCUGACCGGGGCUUUCCGCGUGGUGCUGGACACGUACGUCACCACAGACGCUGGUACGGGAAUUGUCCACCAGGCUCCCUACUUUGGUGAGGACGAUCAACGGGUUUGCCUGGCGAAUGGAAUCAUCUCGAAGGACAUGAAGAUUGUGUGCCCGGUCGACCCCAGUGGCCGGUUCACCGAGGAGGUCACAGAUUUCAAGGGAAUGUACGUCAAGGAUGCAGACAAGGAGAUUGUGAAAAAUCUCAAGGGCAGAGGACGAUUGGUUCAGCAGAGCACAAUCAAACAUAGUUACCCUUUCUGCUGGAGGUCUGAGACCCCCCUCAUCUACAAGGCGGUGCCGAGCUGGUUCGUGCGUGUGGAGCACGCUGUGGACAAACUGCUGGCCUCCAACAGCCAGACUUACUGGGUCCCAGAAUUUGUGAAGGACAAGAGAUUUGGCAACUGGUUGAAGGAUGCCAGGGACUGGGCCAUCUCCAGGAACCGCUACUGGGGGAACCCCAUGCCCUUGUGGGUCAGCGACGAUGGAGAAGAGGUUGUCUGUGUGGGCUCCAUCGAGGAACUGACUGAACUGACAGGGACAAAGGUCGACGACCUCCAUCGGGAUUUCAUCGAUGACUUGACCAUUCCAUCCAAAACUGGGAGAGGUGUUCUGCGACGAGUGCCAGAAGUGUUUGACUGCUGGUUCGAGUCUGGCUCUAUGCCCUAUGGCAAGGCUCACUUCCCGUUUGAGAACCGGAAAGAGUUUGAGGACAACUUUCCUGCUGACUUUAUUGCUGAGGGCAUUGACCAAACUAGAGGAUGGUUCUACACCCUCAUCGUGGUGUCCACGCUGCUGUUUGGGAAGCCUCCCUUCAAGAACUUGGUGUGCAACGGCCUCGUGCUGGCUCAAGAUGGACAGAAGAUGAGCAAGAGAAAGAAGAACUAUCCUGAUCCUUUGAGUGUGGUGGAAAAGUAUGGUGCAGAUGCCAUAAGGUUGUACCUGGUGAACUCGCCGGCUGUGCGUGCGGAGAACCUGCGGUUCAAGGAGCAGGGCGUGAGGGACAUCCUGAAGGACGUGUUCCUGCCCUGGUACAAUGCCUACAGGUUUCUGGCUCAGUACGUCGACAUCUUUGAGCAGGAAACUGGGGAGAAGAUCUUGGUGAACGAGAAGUCGCUGGUGGUGUCGGAUAACUACAUGGACCGGUGGAUCAUCUCCUUCAUCCAGUCUCUCAUCAAGUUUGUGGAGAAAGAGAUGGCAGAAUACCGUCUGUACACUGUGACCCCACGCCUGGUCAAGUUCAUUGAUCAGCUGACCAACUGGUAUCUCCGCAUGAACCGGAGGAGGUUAAAGGGUGACACGGGCAGAGAGGACUGCAGGAAGGCCUUGGAGACUCUGUGCUCUGUCAUCUUCUCUAUCUCUAGGAUGAUGGCUCCAUUCACCCCGUUCCUGACAGAGACCAUCUACCAAGGCCUGAGGAAGAUGCUGGACCUGUCCGGGGAGACAGAUGCCAGGAGCAUCCACUUCCUCAUGCUGCCCAAGCCGAGGGAGCAACUGAUCCACCAGAAGAUAGAGACGGCCGUCUCCCGCAUGCAGAGCGUCAUCGAGCUGGGCCGAGUCAUCAGAGACAGGAAAACUCUGCCGGUGAAGUAUCCUUUGAAAGAGGUGGUGGCCAUUGUAAAGAACCAGGAAGCGAAAGAGGAUCUCGUCUCCUUGGAGAAAUACAUCUUGGAGGAACUGAACGUCCACAAACUGACGGUGACCCUGGACAAAGACCAGUACGGCGUGCGUCUCCGGGCUGAGCCAGAUCACCGACAGCUGGGUCAGAAGUUGACCUCUGCCCUCGGGACGGUCACUCCGGCCAUCAAAGCUCUGACUGACGAGGAGAUUGAGAAAUUCCAAGCUGAAGGCACCAUCGAGGUCAAAGGGUACACCCUGGAGACAGGAGAUCUGCGUAUCUUGUACAACUUUGACAAAGAGGGAGAUACGCCCCAGCACUACGAUGCUCACUCUGACGGCAAGAUCCUUGUUCUACUGGACACCCAGCCAGAUGAGAGCAUGCUGAACCAGGGGGUGGCAAGGGAGGUCAUCAACAGGGUACAGAAGCUCAGGAAGAAGGCCAAGCUCCAGCCCACAGACAACAUCGAGGUGUACUACCGGGCGGCCAAGAAGCUGGUGGCCAUCAUUGAAGAGUUCUCCGAGUUCAUUAACUCCACGGUGAAACAACCGCUCAAAGCUUACCCCGUGCCUGACUCGAGGGAGAAGAUUAUCACAGAGUCUAUGCCCAUCAAGACAGACGACCUUGAGAUCACCAUCACCUGGUCGGAGGGCGGCAAGCGAGAAAUCUCCCCUGCCAAGGUUCCAGCGCAGCCGUCCUCCUUAACGGCGGGGGCUGGCGACGCCCUGCAGACUGACCUGGCUCCUGCCCCCGCAGUGGCCGGGGUGACCCCCAACUCUCGCUUCGUCAACGCUGUGCUGGUUGGUUUGCGAGCGGGUCAAGGUCGCUCGGGCUCGAUGGCCACUAUUCUGUUGGACAACCCCGCUGGGAGCAAUGGUCUCACCAUGACUUUGCUGGUGGAGCAGGCUCAGUGUGUGUUUGGCCUGAGAGGUGUCAACAUUUCCCUCUUCUCCGACGCGGCUCUGAAACAACCACUCAAGCCCGACGUGAAGCUGGACUCUCUUGCCAAAAAGACCAUCUACGUGGCACUCUCGUCGCCAGGAUCCUCCGGUGGUCAGAGCUCUGCUAAGGUGGUGGACAGACCGGUGUGCCAUUUUGCCAACGUGGAGGGCAAAGGCAAGAAGGGGACGUUACUGCUGGAGAACCCGCGUGGAGACGUUUUGUCCCUGGCUGAGCUCCAGGCACAGGCAGCGGCCGUGUUGAACAGCUCGACCCGCGUCCAACUGAGCGCCAAGAAGGACAAGUCUGGCGUCCUGACCAGCUCCGCAUCGGCCGAUAUCCUCGCCCUUCACGGCAAAACCUUGACUGUCUUGUGAGGGACGUUGCGCUGUAGUGUUUCCUUUUGUCUGACAAAUAUGUUUGGGUCAGAUUGUUGACUUUCAUGUUCUUCUUGUUGUUAUGCUGUUGGUCUGUGUGAGUGUGUGUGUGUGUGUGUGCGGCAGUUGAUUUUUAUUUUUUCUGUGGAAUGUUUCUAGAGUGUUCCUUAUGUCUGACAGAAUGUUCUAACUGUUGGGUUAGGGUGUGGGGCAGAUGGUUUUAUUUUUUUCUGUGGAAUGUUUCUUGAGUGUUCCUUAUGUCUGACAGAAUGUUCUAACUGUUGUGUUAGGGUGUGGGGCAGAUGGUUUUAUUUUUUUCUGUGGAAUGUUUCUAUGACGUUCAUUGUGUCUGACAAAUAUGUGUAAGGUUCACAUUGUUGACUUUAAUGUUCACACUGGUAUGUUGUGGAUCUGUGUGUGUGGCAGUCGGUUUUAUUUUUCUAAUGUUUCUAAAAUGCUCUAAGGAGUACGUGUAGAUCAGAAGUUUCAAACUCAAAGUACCCUUGGGUCAUUGGAGGUGGCAUCGUGUAUUCCACUAACGAACAAAAAGGUUACUUAUACUUACAUAUAUAUUUUUUAACACUACAACUGAUCUUAUCUUCUCAAUCUUAAUGAAAAGCAGUUCAAAACAUGGAGAGUUCUAUGGUAGCCCAAAAGUGAUUAAAAAUAUAAAGAUCCAGGACAACACAUCAGCAUGAAAGUACAUGUGAUAUGACCUUACACAGUUGCGAGCGCCGUAAAACCCUAUACUACUACUACUUAAGUACAUGUGAGAUAAAAUGUACUCAGCUUUAACAUCAAGUCAGGGCUGCAUCAUAUCAUCCUGCUGGACUCCGUUAGCCUGGGAGCCAUGAGUUUGAGACACCUGGUCUAGAGAAUGGAUAGUUUGUGUUUUUGUUUGAGGCGUAGGAUUAACCGAGAAGGAAAUUGUUUUCAUUUGUUUGUGACAUUUUUCACUGAUGAUGUUGACUGUGAGUGCUGUGUAAGCAGCUGGUUUUGUGAUGAAAGCGAGUGGCAUAUGUUCCAGUCUAUGAUACUUAAGUGUUGAUAAUAUUUUAAUAUUUGCACUUUCUUUUAUAGGUACUUUGACUUUCUUGUUAGACUUGAGGUUUGCUUAGUCUGCUAGCGAUGAUAUGUAGGAUUAGAGUCAAGUUUACUGGCUGAGUGUCUUUUUUUUUCCUUAUUUUAUUUAUUCAUCAUUCUAUGCUUUAAAAUCUUACAUAUAUUAGUAUUAGGCUUUUGAGUACUUUGUUGAGUUAAAGUUAAAUGAUUCCGACAGAUUUGUAGUUCUACCACUCUGGCAGAGUGCUGGUUUUGUUUCACGAUAUUUUGGGUUUUUCGUGCCCUGAAUUUUGUUUCUUUGCCAAGCACAUCUUGACCUGAUUUGACAGUGCAGUGCCCUUUGUGGUACCAGUGUAGUAGCUCAUUGAAAAAUAAUAGUGAGCAAGAGACAACUGCAGUUUUUAGUUAGGUCACUAGACCAACAUCUGUGACCGAGGUCUGCUGUAGAUCUGGCCUUUCACGAUGAGUACCUUGUAGGGAUGCCAAAUGUCCGGUUUUUCCCAUUUUUUUCCAUCCGUUGGAAUAGGGGAGAGGUAAGACAAUAUGUUUUUGUUUGCUCAUUUAAAAGCUUUACAAGGUUCGGUUUAGGUGAGAUAUGAUGCUCCGCUCAUUUUCAUUUAAAAAAAAAAA
Messenger RNA from Aplysia californica (California sea hare), 5766 nucleotides. RefSeq names its product isoleucine--tRNA ligase, cytoplasmic. The record is from RefSeq and is a predicted model, not a curated record. Gene Ontology annotation, molecular function: ATP binding; isoleucine-tRNA ligase activity; aminoacyl-tRNA deacylase activity. The transcript has 32 exons. NCBI's taxonomy places the organism in Eukaryota, Metazoa, Mollusca, Gastropoda, Aplysiida, Aplysiidae. Bases 202 to 4074 code for a protein of 1290 amino acids. Gene Ontology annotation, biological process: isoleucyl-tRNA aminoacylation.